AUGCAUUGGACAAUUUUCGCCUCUUUUAUGAGGCUGGUGUCUCUCCUACUUCUCGCCGGCACGGCAUCCGCUCAAGCAAAGUACGAGGUUCAAAAGCCUCCCCUCGACACCGACUGGACCUACAAGGUCGGAACGAACCCAUGGCCAGAGUAUCCACGACCUCAGCUUCGCCGCGAUGCAUGGAAGAGCCUCAACGGCAUCUGGACAUGGAAAGCCGCCAAUGGCGAGAAGGACGUCGAGAACCUCCCGAAAGCUGGAGCAUUGGAGCGCGAGGUGCUUGUCCCAUCGUGCAUUGAAAGCGCUCUCUCUGGGCUUCAGAUUCUUGAUGUGCGGGACAUGUGGUAUGAGACAAAGUUUGAGGUUCUAGAGGAAUGGAAGGAUCGCAAGGUAUUGCUCAACUUUGAGAGCGUCGACUACAAGGCUACCGUGUUUGUCAACGGUGUCAAGAAGACGACUCAUAUUGGCGGAUAUGACCGGUUUACUAUUGACGUUACCGAGAACGUCAAGUUUGGUGCCUCGAAUGAAUUGCUCGUCUUUGUCCACGAUCCGACAGACUCCGAUAUCAUACCCAUUGGCAAGCAGACUUUGAAGCCUAGUCACAUUUUCUAUCGUUCUUGCUCGGGGAUCUGGCAACAGGUGUGGAUCGAGGCUGUGCCCGAGGAUCACAUCACGCAGCUUGACGUUGCUGCAGGCUCUGACGGCAAGGUUUCCGUGACUGUGCAUACUUCACAGCAAGCCAAGGGAUUCUUCCAGUUUGCCCUCCUUGACGCAGAUGGGAGCACAAAGGCAACACACUCUGGAGUCACGAAUCAAGAGUUCACCUUUACCGUCGAAUCACCCAAACUAUGGUGGCCCGACUCUCCUGCUCUCUACAAUUUCACCGUCGCUCUAGAAAGCGGUGACAAAGUCCACAGCUACACGGGUUUCCGUACCAUCACCAAGGGAAAGGUGGAUGGUGUCACUCGACCGCUUCUUAACGGCGAAUUUGUCUUUCAGUUUGGGACUCUCGAUCAGGGAUUUUGGCCCGAUGGCCUGUACACGCCUCCGAACCGCGAGGCUAUGAUCUAUGACUUGCAGCUUCUCAAGAAGUUUGGCUUCAACUCCAUUCGCAAGCAUAUCAAAGUCGAGCCAGAUCUAUUUUACCAGGCUUGUGAUCAACUCGGCCUCAUGGUUAUCCAGGACAUGCCCAGUCUUCCCGCUAGUCGCGACCGCAAGCCUGACUCGAAGCAGCAAGCCGAGUUCAAGCGGCAGCUCGAGGUGGUCAUUAACCAGCACAAAAGCUAUCCUUCUAUUGUUACCUGGGUCAUCUACAAUGAAGGCUGGGGUCAACAAACUGUCUCGCCACCGCCCGAGAAAGACUUGACACAUCUCGUCCGCCAACUAGAUAAGACGAGACUCAUCAACUCUGUCAGCGGGUGGGAUGAUCAUGGCUUCGGUGACUACCAUGAUAACCACAACUAUGCUGAGCCUCAAUGCGGCACCCCCUUCUACUCACAACCAAAAACGCCAUACGACCCCGAACGAAUCGGCAUCGCUGGCGAGUACGGUGGCAUUGGUCACAACGUCUCCCUUGAACACCUCUGGAACGUCAAAGAUGCCAUCGCCACCAUCAAAGACACCUACGAGAUCAACGAGAACCUCGAAUCUUACAACUAUCGCGCCAGUGUUCUAUUCCGCAACAUUCGCGAGCAGACGCAGCGUUUCGCCUGCAGUGGCGCCAUUUACACGCAGACCACAGACGUGGAGGGCGAGGUCAACGGUUUGGUGACGUAUGAUCGCCGGUUUCUACGGCCGCAGCUUGAGAAAUGGCAGGAUGAUAUACAGAGCCGUCUGAUCAUCAUGUCCAAGCCUACACAGCCAUCAACGGACUUCUUCGAGAAGCAGCCAGGAGAAGUAAGCGAGCCAGGUCACAAGCGCACCGAGCUUUCCAAAGCACCCAGUGAGGGCCGUGAUGACGACUGGCAGAUAGUUACCGAAGAAGACGGCAAACCACCCCGAUUCUGCGGAACGCUCGUCACGGCGCAGGGCGAUUUUAGUUUUGGGCGGGGGAAAUCGAAGCGUACUCUAUUCACCUACCACAUGGGGUAUGCCGAUGGGCAUACGCACUGGUCAGAUGACGAAGAGGCGGGUGAAGGAAAACAAGAUAAGAAAAGAGACAUCUCGGAAAAGGAUAGUCAUGGCGCUUAUGAAGCAAAGAAAGACGCUGUAAAGGCAGAGUAG
This is a messenger RNA of Fusarium keratoplasticum, 2220 nucleotides long. RefSeq lists its product as uncharacterized. The coding region runs from base 1 to 2220 and encodes 739 amino acids. Gene Ontology annotation, molecular function: hydrolase activity, hydrolyzing O-glycosyl compounds. Gene Ontology annotation, biological process: carbohydrate metabolic process. The transcript is spliced from 9 exons. Lineage: Eukaryota; Fungi; Ascomycota; Sordariomycetes; Hypocreales; Nectriaceae. The record is from RefSeq and is a predicted model, not a curated record.